AAAUUUUAAGCAGGUUAUUGAAGUGUAGCUCCAACCAAUGCAACCGCUCGAGUUGGAGCCUACCCUUAAUACUAUUUUGGCUAAACCUAUAAUUUGUGCACCUUCUAACAGAAAUUGGAUUAUUUCCCCUUGUAGAAUAAUGCCAGUGAGAGUGGUGGAGAGUUCUGCACCUUCUCAAGUUUCAGAUUAUGUAUCCGCCCCAACUAUGUUCUUUCCAUGCCUAUCAAAGUCUUCUUCAUGGUGUUCUAGGUGUUAAAUUCAAUUAGAUUUGAAACUUGAUGCGUCCACCCACAGAGAGUAAUUUUACUUCAACACCACAUGCAUGAAGGUGCAAAUCCUGGAAACACUUCACCCCCAGCUUGUACACUGUUGAGCGUUGGGCAGGCGUUCUCUGGAACUCAGAAUGUUUCUAGUCUACAAAAAGAUGAAGCCUGGAGAGUUAAUGUACGAAUUCAAGGUUGUGAUCUUGAUCAUGGAUAUCUAUGCGGUACCAUGGAAGCUUUAAAUGUUCCUAUGGCAGACACACCAGUCUUAUCCCAGGUUGUCACUUUCUGGGAAGGGGAGAUUGUUGAUACCAAGAAUUAUACUUUCUUCACUGGCAAAUGGGAAGCAACGCCAGAAGAUGACAUAAGACACUGGACCAAAUUUCCAUCCUUUUCACCCAUUCAGAGCCACGUGGAGGUUGAUGGUGGCAGAUCAUUAGACCUGAGCAAUUAUCAACACAUAUUUAUGAGAUGGAAAGAGCAAUACUUUGUGAACGUUGGGACUGACUGUGGGUUAACCAUAGCUGGUUUUUAUUAUGUUUGUUUCUCUUGUAGUGACGGAUCCAUAAAUGGAUUUUAUUAUGAUCCUAAUAGCAGCCCAUUUCAGAAGCUUGAGCUGAAAUCAACUAAUGAGGGAAGAUCAGGUUUCAGUUUUUCGUCAUACGAGCUGCAAUAAAAUGGAACGUGGGCAUUUGUUUCUAAGACCAGAACUUGAUAAAAAUAUGAGCAUCCCUUUGUAUGGAGAGAGAGUUCCUUUUCAAUCAUCUGUAACUGCUGGCAUAAAGCUUCUAAAGGUUAAGGCAAGUUUCAUGCUUCACAUUUCUGAAAAUUCGGGGCAAGUUAUGGGAGCAUCGAGACUGCAUACUGUCGCAAAAUAAAAAGUUAGCGCUGUAACAGUUGAGGUGAGAUCUUAGUUGUUAUUGUGAGAUGAGUACAUGUAUUGCCAUUUUUCUGCGGAUGACUGUCAGCUACUUUGAAGUGAAUUUGAGAACAUGCAAUUCCAACGAAAUUUGGAUGGAUUCCUUUAAUUAUAAUCGAGUUUGCUGAUCAACUAGUCA
Molecule: messenger RNA, 1321 nt
Organism: Cornus florida
Lineage: Eukaryota; Viridiplantae; Streptophyta; Magnoliopsida; Cornales; Cornaceae
Exons: 9
Coding region: 319-939 (206 amino acids)
Biological process (GO): protein targeting to vacuole; negative regulation of gluconeogenesis; proteasome-mediated ubiquitin-dependent protein catabolic process
Cellular component (GO): extrinsic component of membrane; GID complex
Source: RefSeq, a predicted model, not a curated record